This is a messenger RNA of Manihot esculenta (cassava), 1558 nucleotides long. Its product is annotated as NAC domain-containing protein 100. The transcript is spliced from 4 exons. Gene Ontology annotation, molecular function: DNA binding. The coding region runs from base 331 to 1407 and encodes 358 amino acids. The record is from RefSeq and is a predicted model, not a curated record. Gene Ontology annotation, biological process: regulation of DNA-templated transcription. NCBI's taxonomy places the organism in Eukaryota, Viridiplantae, Streptophyta, Magnoliopsida, Malpighiales, Euphorbiaceae.
CACCACUAAAAGUUAAUUAUAAAGGGCAGAGAGAAAGCUCAAAUAACCUACCAAAGUUGCCUUACAUACCACGUUUCUUCCUCGCCAAAGCCACCAGUAUUUAGGGACUUCUGUUCCUCCAUACUGCCUUUCUAAUUACAUCUCUUCAUCUUUCAGGUUCCUUGAACAUGGAGACAUAGAGAGCUGUUUGGUCAAUAUCCACUCGAUAUAUAGAGGUCGCAUAAGGGUCUUCGUCUUAAGAGUUGAGCUUGGUUUUGGGAUUUGUGAAAUAUAAAGAUUUUGCAUUUGUAAACAAGAGAAAACGAUAGGGUUUUUAGCUUUCUCAAGCAAAUGGAAAACCUUUCUGGACUGGUUAAGGAAGAUGAUCAGAUGGAUUUGCCCCCUGGUUUCCGCUUCCACCCAACUGAUGAAGAGCUUAUUUCUCACUACCUGUACAAGAAGGUUCUUGAUAUCGACUUCUCUUCUAGAGCUAUUGGAGAUGUGGAUUUGAACAAGUCUGAACCCUGGGAAUUGCCUUGGAAAGCGAAAAUGGGAGAGAAAGAGUGGUACUUUUUCUGUGUGAGAGAUAGAAAGUACCCAACUGGUCUGAGGACAAACAGGGCAACUGAAGCUGGUUACUGGAAAGCCACAGGGAAAGAUAAGGAGAUCUACAGAGGAAAAUCCCUGGUUGGAAUGAAAAAGACUCUUGUUUUCUACAAGGGUAGAGCUCCUAAAGGAGAGAAAACCAAUUGGGUCAUGCAUGAAUACAGACUGGAGGGCAAAUUCUCUGUCCACAACCUCCCCAAAACAGCCAAGAAUGAAUGGGUGAUUUGCAGGGUGUUUCAAAAGAGUUCUGGUGGGAAGAAAACCCAUAUUUCAGGACUAGUGAGAUUAGGCUCAUUCGGCAAUGAAUUGGGUCCUUCUGGUUUACCUCCGUUAAUGGAUUCUUCCCCUUUUAGUGGCAAGACUAAACCUUUUGCUGAAUCUGCCUACGUGCCCUGCUUCUCCAAUCCCAUUGAUGUUCAGAGAAACCAGCAACAGUCCAUUGAUUGUCUCAACAACAAUCUUUUUGCAGUUUCUUCUAAUCCUGCGGAUAUUUAUCCACGAAUUCCACUUCCGAAUUCGUUUUACUCUUCUCAAACGGUUCCAUUCUCAGCAAAUUUGCAGUACCCAGGUUCUGUUUUAAUGCAAGACCACUCAAUAUUAAGGGCUCUGAUUGAGAACCAAGGAUCAAACUUGAAGCAGAGUUUCAAAACAGAGAGGGAGAUGGUAAGUGCCUCGCAAGAAACAGGCCUAACCACUGAUAUGAACACUGAAAUCUCUUCUGUCAUUUCCAAUCUUGAAAUGGGAAAGAGAGGAUUUGAUGAUCAAGAAGCCCCCUCUACCUCAGCUGGGCCAGUGGAUCUUGAUUGUCUUUGGAAUUAUUGAAAACAAGUGGCCAAUAAUUACAAAGUGAGCUUGAAGAAGAAGAAGAAAAGUAAUUUGAAUUACUGGUAUUAUUAUUUUGAAAAGAAGUGGUUAGUCUGUGUAUAGAUUUGUUGAAUCUAAUUAAUGGAGAAGAAGCAAAAUUAUGAUAUUA